Morone saxatilis (striped sea-bass) is the source of this 3592-nucleotide messenger RNA. RefSeq names its product Rho GDP dissociation inhibitor (GDI) gamma (gene arhgdig). The record is from RefSeq and is a predicted model, not a curated record. The transcript has 6 exons. Bases 286 to 912 code for a protein of 208 amino acids. Gene Ontology annotation, biological process: Rho protein signal transduction. Gene Ontology annotation, molecular function: protein binding; Rho GDP-dissociation inhibitor activity. Gene Ontology annotation, cellular component: cytosol; cytoplasm; membrane. Lineage: Eukaryota; Metazoa; Chordata; Actinopteri; Moronidae.
CUGCCUCUCUGCCUCUGUCUCUCUCACGCGAGCCCUUUUCCUCUUCCCCUUCAACCCCUUCAACCCCUCCAACUACACAUUUUUUUUUCCAGAUUUCCUCUGAGGAGGAGAUUCCUCGUCUGACCCCCUUAUCUUUCCAAUCCAGUACUUCUUUUGGUGGAUGCUCUUCUCAUUAAUCCGUCCCUGCCUCUGCUACUUUGUUGCUACCUGUGGAGGUUCCCCUGGGUUCUGUGGUUCUUCUUCUGCCAGCCGUCGCACAGAGUGCAGCCCCCGCAGAGAGGCACCAUGCUGGGAUUGGACGUGUGUGAGUUUGGGGGUCAGGUGCUGGAGCUGCUGUGGCUAACUAUGUGCUACAGAGGUCUAAUGGCUGAUAAGACGGAACUGCCUAUUGAGGAGGAAGAGGAUGAGAGAAACUUAAACUACAAUCCUCCGGCCCAGAAGUCUUUGGAGGAGAUUCAGGAACUGGACAAAGACGACGAGAGUCUGGUCAAGUACAAGCAGACCCUCCUGGGGCUGCUACCAACUAUGGCAGUGCUGUGUGAGAGAAAAACAUCUUUAAUCAUUAAUCUACAGAGAGAUCUGAACGCUCUGAAGGAGAAUGCCCUUAUCCUAAAGGAAGGAGUGACAUACAGACUAAAGAUAAACUUCAAGGUGAACAGAGAAAUUGUCGCUGGCUUGAGGUACCAUCAGGUGACCCAGAGAAAAGGAAUAACAGUGGACAGGGUGUCGCGCAUGGUGGGAAGUUACGGCCCAAAGGCAGAGGAGAAUGAGUUCGUAUGCCCGGCUGAUGAGGCACCCAAAGGCGUGAUAUCACGUGGCCACUAUGGGAUCCGUUCCCGCUUCAUCGACGACGACAAGAAUGUCUACUUGGACUGGGAGUGGGCUCUCGAUAUCAAGAAGGACUGGAAUUAAUAGAGGGAGAGAGUGAGAGAGAUGAUGCUCUUCUUCCCUUCUUUCACUCUUAUUCUUCCCCUCCCCUUUGACCUUCCCCUCUUUCCCCCUCCUACUCGUCACCCUGUGAGAGCAGCCAAUGCAGUGGCCGAGACAGGAGGCUCCAUUUCUCCUCUUACUCCUUAUUCUUCUCUUCUACCCUUUACUUCCUUGUCUGUUUAAUGCAGGUCUCCUGAAACCCAUGUCUGACAGGGACUUUUAGAGGAGAGAAUCCCCCGUCUCUCAGCCUUCUGUCCUUGCAUCUAUGUUCUUUUUCCAGAUUCUCCUACAUCUAUAUCCCAUUCAUCUGGAGUUGUCCACAUGAUGAGGUUUUUUUGGACUCUCCCAUAGUUUCCUUUCUCCCACCCUUCUUUCCUCAUUCUUUAUUGUGCCCCUGCCUUCAUAAAGCAGCAGUGGUCAGUCUGAGGCACAAAGGGAAAUACAAUAUAUACAAUCCAUAAUUACAAACAUCCAAUAUCUGUCAAACAGAGUUUUCCAAAGAGAAGAGAUGAAAUAUGUCAAUACAGAUUGCAUUUGGAUGCUCAGCAAAAAUUAUGGGUUCACAUGUUGGAACACAACAACAAGAGAGUUGAAAGGGGGAGCGCAGAGGGAAGCGACAUGAGGCAAACAUAUUGUGUGAGAUGAAAGGGAGAGGGGCAUGUUGGUGUUUUGAAGACAAAGGGAAGUUAGUUACCGUAGCUGAUUUUACUCUCUCACCAACACGGUCAAUCAGUAGGAGCUGCAGUAGAGGCUGUAGGUGGGGUUCGAUACACCUGUGUUAAGUGCAUAAAAAACCUGAGGGGAGAUGCUGAAAAUUUGAAAAACCAAAUCAAAAACAUGUUUUACACUUGUCUGAUGUUGAUUUGGAACAGACUUAGAGAAUGAAUCAUGAUGUACAUGAGGUAUGUAACUUUAAGGUCCAUUGAAGAGUUGAAAAAUGGCAGACAAAAACAUCAGAUCUGUGUGGAGACUGUAACAUUCCUCAAAUUAAUUUGAAACUAACAGACAUGCUGUAUUUCCAACAGCUGUUUAUCUGGAUUACCCAACUUCUAAUAAUUGCAUAACAAUAGUGGAAGGAAAUGUGCAUUAAUUUGCAUUUUCUUUGGCAGAUUUUUGGUUAAAGUUUGUGCUAUAUUUAGAUGGAAACUUCGCUUGUGAGAAGCUCACGGAAGCAAUUAAGGUACUUAAAAACCGCUGGAAUGCACAAUUUGCAUCAAAAUUCAUAUAGACAGACAUGAUGCACAUAUAUUUUGAUUCAGUGCAACUCACACUUUUCGAUGCUAGAAUUAUCUUCAUGCAUAACAUCCAUAACAUCCAUAAAUCCUCUUAGAAAUCAUCGGAAAAAGAGGCUGCUAACUUGUUGAGAAUCAUCACAUUUUCACAGUUUCUUCAGUAUCAAAGUAAUCCAGUGACAGUUGGCUGUACAUUCAUGGGUAAACUGCAAACAGGAACUGCUAAUUGCUAAUUUGGGAUGUUUCUAACAGUGCCAAUUUGCCAAAUUGUAAACAAAUAUACACAAGAAGACGUUGUGUGGCGGGCUCAAGCUGUAGUUACGCUGGAUACAUUGUUACAUCUUUCUUCAGAGUUUUAGGGAGUCAGAGAUGUAACUGUAUGUUUUAUUCCAUGUCAUAGGGUAUUGGUUGAUUGAUUGGUCUGUUAUCUGAUUUGAAGGAAGACUUUUAUAUCAAUGAUGUUAAUAAUUCUUUAAAUUAUGACUUAAGUUUUCAUGGUUUUGCCCUAUAGUUGCAGUAAACAAAUCAAACGUAAAUACUAAAUACUAAAUACACUCAUGCAGAAAAGAACUUAUACAGUAUACAUAAUCAACUCUACAGGAAGUAAAAUAAUGUAUAGAAUAGAAUGAUAUAUAGAAAAUACCUUCUGACCAUCCAACUAUUGUCUUUUCAAAGCAUUAAUAAACUGGGAUGAGAAAAUGAAUCACCUCCUCUCACAGACACAAGAUCUUUGACUUGUGUUUGAUCAGAUUUAGACAUGGUGUAUUUUAACAUUGCAGUUUGCUUUCAAAGCAGUUUUCUCAAGUCUUUGUGGAGCUUUUUGAAAGAGCAGACCAAUCAAAGACUGUAACUGAACUGUGCAUAUUGUAGAAAGAGAUGCAUGCAUGUCCUUUAGGAUUUGAUACUAUUUGCUCAGUGAAAAAAAAACAACAAAAUUAGCCCUUUCUAAACCUCCAUACCAAGGACACAAGAUGUGAAUAAAAUUCUGCUUUGAACAUUAAUGAAACAUUUUAAGAUGGUAGCUGAAAGAUGGAGUACUGUCUGAGAAGUAAAGGAUGAAUUAAUUCUCCUUAAAAAAUAGGAAAUAUUAUUGUGUUAAGUCUUUGGAUAUGAUAUUGUCAUUGUUGCUGAAAAUAUUGAACAUUGAAAUACCAUUUGAAAUCGUUGUGAUCUAAGACUAACUGUAAAUGUUGGCUUGUUGGGUGUUGCAUGGUUUAGCAAGAUUCUCUCUUCCUUUUUUUACAACUUUAUUGUAAAAUUUAAUGUGAUUUUGAAAAAAAAGAUACUGAUGCAAUAUCCAGAUGUCAAUGGUUGCCAUAUACUGCAGAUACAGUAUUUACAGGGAUAUUUUUGAAGGCACAGCUAGCUGGAAACAUUUGUCUGUGUCUAAUGCCCCAGCCUGUAACGAUCAAGUGCUGCAUCCUCAAAUA